ACUCAUUGCGGAUCGGUUUGAUGAUCCCCUUCUUGUUUAGGAUGCGCUCAUUAGAUUAGGAUGGAUGGCCAUUUACUCAUUUGGGGGCAUUGAGGUGUUGUGGCGUAAAUGAAAAUACGUCGCUUGAAUGAGCAAGGAGAAGAAGAAGAUGAUGGUGAUGAAAUGCAAAGUGAAGAGUUAACAAGAAGUUUUUCAGAAUUACUUUUUGCCUAUUCGUUGGAGACUGAAGACUGCUUAACUUCCAAGAGUGACGACGAAGAAAAUUCUUUCGCGGCCUAUUCGAUAGAACAAGUGGAAAAGGUUCCCAAUAACGCUUACUCGGAAGACAGUGAAGCCAAAAAUACAACCUUAUUAUUUCAUUGCCUACCACAAGGGACACUAGAAAAGCAAUGGCUUCUCAACAGGUUCAAUUGGCCAACAAGAGCUCUUCAGGUUUCAUUUUCGUCAGGGAUUCGCCGACGAAGGAAGAACAAAAGUUUUGGACGUCAACAGAAUCUCCCCAGGUGGCUUCCGCUUUUAAGGAAACUUUCUGUUUCAGAACAAGACAGAGACGAAACACGUGAAGUUGUGGACAAGGAAGAGAGACAGGUUUGCGAACUAUUAUCCAGCGUAUCCUUGUCCCACAGACGAAGAAAAACUAUUUGGACUCCGCAUAAAACUAAGAAGUUAGGUUGGGUGGUAACUGUCUCGUUUCCAUGAAAUUUUCUUCCACUGAAAAAUAGUGUACUCAAGAUUGUUACAGUAUGUACAAAGUAUGUUUGCAAUAGAGAAACUCUGCUUCUUAUAAAAAAUGUAAUGAAUAACAAAAUGUACAU
Messenger RNA from Galdieria sulphuraria, 815 nucleotides. RefSeq lists its product as uncharacterized. The record is from RefSeq and is a predicted model, not a curated record. Lineage: Eukaryota; Rhodophyta; Bangiophyceae; Galdieriales; Galdieriaceae. The transcript is spliced from 2 exons. The coding region runs from base 109 to 699 and encodes 196 amino acids.